CUAAGCGUGGGUAAACAGUCGUAAUUGUCCAAGAAAAGCUGCUAAUUUCUAACAGCAAAUUUCCUAUAUUUUGGUCCUUUUCGAGCUAAAAACAAUAAAGAUGAUUACACGAAGUCAUAAUAAAAAAAUUGUUGAAUGUGAACCAACUCAGUCUACAUCAAAGGAAAAACAAGGUGAGAAUAAUUAUUGAUAAUUCUUUAUGUUCUCGACGGUCCUCGGCUUCCUCAAAAACAGUACGUAGGCUUGCUCUCCAGGCAGAGCACGCACGUCGCCUAGCAAAUUUAGAGGCCGAACGGGAACGCAUAGCCUUAGAACGAGAGCGCACUGUCUCUGAAUUAGAACUUCAAGCCCAACUCGCCGAAAUUGACGACGAUACAAACAGUUGUAGAAGUUCCCGUCAUAGUGAUUCAGUGCGUAGUCAUCCUUGUGAGACUGUACAGAGUUGGCUCGACCAAUGUCAUAACCCUACUUCAAAAAACAAUUUACAGUGUUCGCAGGAGUUUCAGCCUAAUGUGAGUGUAGCCUCCGGUCUCCCUACCGUUGUGAAUACUGCGGCUCAUGAAGCCUUCAUGACGGCACCGGUGAGCUUGCCUCGGCCCACUGCUGCGCACGGCGUGUUCCAGGAUAUUACUCCGACUGCUGUCGAUAUCCCGGGCACUUUCCUCGUGCGCCACAAUACUCCAAACAGUAUUCAACACGAUCAUUGUAACAAAAAUAAAACAGAAAGUAGGGCAAACAAUGACUUUCAGGCACUUGCCCGGGCUAUCUCGGAGCUUAACACAAAGAGGCCAAAGGUGAGUAAUAUUCCCUUACCAAUUUUUGACGGUAAACCUUCCGACUGGCUUAUAUUUAGGAAAGUUUUUGAUAGCACCAAGCCAGCCUACACCGACGCAGAAAAUUUAGCGAGAUUAAGUACGGCUUUGCGAGGAACGGCCCGAGAAGCUGUUUCCAUCCGACUCGUCGCUGCAUCGGAUCCCGAGGAGGUUAUAUCUCAACUACAUAAAACCUUUGGACAAACCGAGCUGAUUAUUUUAGGUGAGGUCAACAAAAUUAAAUUAUUCCCUCAAAUUAUUACUUCAGAAAGCAAGGAAAUUAUCGACUUUGCAUGUAGGGUCCGCAGUUGUGUAGACACUAUUAAGUUACUAAAUCAAGUCGAGUAUUUAUAUUCGCCCGAAUUAUCCAAUGCCAUCAUAAGUAAGCUACCUUCCGCAUUACGAGAUCACUGGGUUCACUUUGCCUUUGAAAGAGCCGCUACAGGUAUAAGCAAAUUGGAGUUACUUUCUCAAUUUUUGGACUACGAAACAGAGGUUCGAAACAAGUUCGGUUACAUUGAGAACUUUAAUUUGUUAGGUGCUCCCAGUCAGAAAAAUAAGGGCAAGGUGGUAACCACUGAAUGUACUGUAACUUCUUCUGAAUCCGAAGAAUCAUCUGCUGCUAGAAAACACAUUCAGUUAAACUGUCGCUAUUGCAAUUUAACUAAUCACGCUAUAGAGACAUGUAGAAAGUUUUUAGCUUUAUCUGUAGACGAUAGAUGGCGUUGGGCGAAAGAACAAAAGGUUUGUCACCGUUGUCUUAAAAGAGGUAAUCACAAGUAUCGCUUUUGUAAAUCAAAAGAUGCGUGUGUUGAGGCGUUAUGUGGUAAAAGACAUCACAAAUUGUUACAUCGAUCUUCGCAUGAAGUUAAUUUGGCGAUUGAUUCUGAAGAUCAGUCAGCAAGUCAAUCUGUUUCAAAUUUGAGUCAACAAGUCAUCACCCAUACUGAUAUGAAACCGAACUUAAAUAUUUAUCCUUUAAAACCCUUACUUAAAAUAAUUGCAGUUACAAUUAAAGGCCCUACACGUUCUUAUGACACUUACGCUUUAUUGGAUGAUGGUUCAACCGGAACUUUUAUUGAUUUUAAAAUAUCCAAGCUUAUAGGUGCGGCUAUAGAAUUAGUAAAUUUUGAUAUUCGUGGUCGAAACUGUAAUGACUUUUAUCAUAUUAAAGCUAGGUCAUUAGAUAAUCUUAAUUUAGGUACCCGACAGACGGUUUGUAAAGAAUUUGUGAAUUCAUAUUCACAUCUUUUAGAUAUUAGUGACGAUGUGAUUUAUGAAAACGCAGAACCUACAAUUCUUAUCGGAGUCGAUAACUGGCAUUUAACUAUAUCAAGGGAAACUCGCAGUGGUACUAGAUCUCAACCCGUAGCAUGCCGAACAGCUUUAGGAUGGGUUCUUUAUGGCGUGGCUCAAAGCAAAACAAAACAAGUUGAAUUCGUUAACCACUGCACCUUAGACGAUUGCGACGAAAUAAAGUCUAUGAUCAAAGAUUAUUUUAAAUUGGAUUCAAUAGGCAUUACGAAGAAAGAGCUUAGAUCGUCGAGUGAUGAAAGAGCAAUAAGGAUCUUAGAUAACACUGCCCAUCGUCUCCCGAAUGGACAGUAUGAAGUAGGGCUUUUGUGGCGAGAUGACAACCUUUGCAUUCCGGAUGGUAGUUAUAAUCUAGCUUUAAGUAGGUACAUGAGUUUAGAACGAAAAUUUGCAAAAGAUCCACAGUAUGCAAAUCAAUAUAGAGUUAAUGUUCAAACCACUAUUGACAAAGGUUAUGUAGAAUCUUGUGAGUUCCCACCAAACCCAAAAGCUACUUGGUAUUUACCACAUUUCGGAGUUACGAACCCCAACAAACCAGGAAAACUACGUGUAGUACACGACGCUGCCGCUAAAUGUUACGGUGUUAGUUUAAAUAAUAUGUUAUUGUCUGGCCCUGACUUACUACAAUCUCUUUUUGAUAUUCUUUUAAGGUUCCGUGAAGGUAAGGUUGCAAUGUCAAGAGAUAUUCGAGAGAUGUUUCCGCAGAUAAAAAUUCGUGUUCAAGAUAGAGACGCGCAACGGUUUUUAUGGCGUAUAACUUCUGAUUCUCCUAUAUCUGCUUUUAGAAUGUCUUCUAUGAUUUUUGGCGCAGUUUCAAGUCCUUUUACUGCAUUAUAUAUUAAAAAUAAGAACGCCUUAGAAUAUCAGUCAAGGUUUCCAAAUGCCGUCGAUGAAAUCUUAAAUAACCAUUAUAUGGAUGAUUUUCUCGGAAGUUUCGAUAAUGUAGAAGAAGCGGCAGCAAUAGCACGUGAUGUAUUUUUUAUUCAUAAACAGGCUGGUUUUGAAAUGCGUUCUUGGGUUUCAAAUUGCUCCGAAGCUUUAAAAUUUAUACCCCCAGAAUUAAAAGUUCAGAACACUGAAAUUGAAUUAGGAAAUAGUUCUGUUCCUGUUAGAACUUUGGGGUUAAUUUGGUUUCCUUUAGAUGAUGCAAUAGGUUUUAAUAUUCAUUCAUCUAUUUCUGAUUUUCCAGAAAACCCCACGAAACGUAGUGUUUUGUCGCACCUUAUGAGCGUUUUCGAUCCUUUGGGUUUACUAUCUCCUUUAACAAUCAGAGGCCGAAUCCUUUUUCAGGAAGCUUGGCGAAACAAAAUAGGUUGGGAUGAAACAUUACCAAACAAUGAAAUUAUAAAAUGGAAACAAUGGUUUUUAGAUAUUUCUGAUUCGGCAAAGUUGCGAAUACCGCGGUGUUACAUACAUUCCUCAAACUUGAAAGUUCUAAAGAGAGAGUUACAUUUAUUUUGUGAUGCAAGUAAAGUUGCAUAUGCUGCAGCUGCAUACUGGCGUUUUACAUUUGCUGAUGGAACUGUAAAAACCACCUUAAUUAGGUACUAGCAAAGCCCGUGUAGCUCCAAUAAAAAUAGUGUCUAUUCCAAGAUUGGAAUUACAAGGUGCUCUAGUAGCAGCUCGACUGGCAGCUUCUGUUAUCAAUGCUUGUAUCAAUAAACCAUCCGCGCGUUUCUUUUGGUGCGACUCUAAAAAUGUUCUUUCUUGGAUCCGAACUAAAACAUAUAACCUCAAACCAUUUGUUGCACAUAGAGUUUGUGAAAUUUUGGAAAUCUCGUCUGAAAGCGAAUGGCAUUGGGUUCCCACCGUUGAAAAUGUUGCAGAUGAUGCCACUCGUUUCCGGACUGGUAGCAUAAGCAAAAGGUGGUUUGAGGGACCUCAGUUUUUAUUUUUGUCUCAAAGUGAUUGGCCUACAGAGUCAACCACAAAUAUUUCAUGUAUGUUAGAGACAAAUAAAGAUAUUAAUUCUAUAAAUUUUGAUACAUAAUGUAAGAAUUUUUUAGUUGCAAACCCAGAACGUUUUAGUUCAUGGUUGAAGUUUCAACGCGCAACAGUUUUAGCUCAAAAUUACCUGAGAUUGUCAAAGAUUAGGUGUUUGCAAAAAAGCGGGGUAGAUAUUAAGUUGAUUGUAUGGCUUGAUGGCCACAUUACUCGUUUCGAUCUGAAGGAUACUGGUAACUGUACCAAUCGGACACCAUAUAGCCCUGAUCCGACCGCAGAAGAUUUACUUCGAGUUCGCCUUCAUACAUUUCUCGCCUGUCAAAGAUCUGCUUUCUCUGCUGAAUAUAAAUGUUUGAUCAAUGGCACUCCCAUACAGGCAAGCAGUAGAUAAACUUAGUAAACUUGAAGUCUUUAUAAGCGAUGAUGGUUUGAUUCGAUUAAAGGGACGUGCCCAGUUAGAUUUAGACAACGAAACGAAGGACUUUGUCAGACAUCCAAUAAUCCUAGAUGGAAAUUCUAAUGCCAUCAAACUUUUAAUAAUGUUUUACCAUCGCAAGUUUGCCCAUGCCAAUAAUGAGACAAUCUUAAAUGAAAUGAGAAAGGAUUUUUUUAUAUUUCGACUGAGAAGUAUUAUCAAGAAAGUCGCUUAUCAGUGUCAAUUCUGCAAAAAUCGAAAAGCUACGGCAUCAAUUCCUCCUACUGGAGACUUGCCUCCAGCUCGGCUUGCGCAUCAUAAACGCCCGUUUACAUUUAUAGGGCUCGAUUAUUUUGGCCCUCUUAAAGUAAGCAUUGGAAGACGAUCAGAGAAGAGAUGGGUGGCUAUUUUUACCUGUUUGACAGUAAGAGCGAUUCAUAUUGAGAUAGUUAACAACCUUUCAGCCGAUUCAGCUGUAAUGGCAUUACGUCGUUUCAUUGCCAGACGUGGUACACCAUCUGAGAUUUGGAGCGAUAACGGAACUUCUUUCGUCGGAGCGACCAAAGAACUGAAGGAGCUGUAUGGUGCUCCUGUGACUACUUUUGCUGCUAAUAAUUAUAUAAAAUGGCGGUUUAUUCCUCCUGCAGCUCCAUUUAUGGGCGGAUGUUGGGAAAGAUUGGUUCGUUCAGUUAAAAAUGCAUUAAAAGUGACCCUUCCGCCCGGAAAAUGUUAUCCAGAAGAAUUAUUGACAACGUUACUAGCUGAAGUCGAAGCAUUAAUUAACGCUCGCCCUCUCACUUUUGUAGCAGUUGAAUCUAAUGAUGAAGCUCUUACCCCCAACCAUUUUAUUUUUGGUUCAAACUGUGCAAGUACGAUACCCCUUCAACUGACUGACCGGGAUUUGAUUAGCCGCCAAGGCUGGAAGAGAGCUAUACGUCUAUCCGACCAUUUUUGGAAAAGGUGGAUUCAUGAGUAUUUGCCAUCGCUGAUACCCAGGCAAAUAAAUUCGCCCAAUCACCGGAAUUUGGCUGUUGGAGAUGUCGUUGUUAUCAUGGACGAAAACCUUCCUCGAGGCAUGUGGCCCAAAGGGCGGAUUGUGGCUGUGUACUUGGGAAAAGACAAAAAGGUUCGAAUGGCAGACGUAACCACUGAAGGCGGAGUAUUAAGAAGACCAGCAAGAAAAUUGGUGCAGUUACCUGUAUUUCAAAAUUCUUAGUUUUAGUUUAAGUUUCAGUUUGUAUUUGGGGGGGAGAGUGUUACGAACUCCUUAGAGUAUUCCGAACUCCUUUGUAAAGGACAAGAACUUUGUAUUUUAAAAUAAGAAAAAUAAGAAAAUAAAUGACAGUCUGUUUUUUAAGCGUGCAUCAUCUUUUAUUUACCAGCGCAAAUAUUAUUAUUUUAUAAUUAUUUUCAGCAAAUUUCCUAUAGAACUAGAACUACUGUUAUUAUUUUCACAAUCAUUAACAUUUUUCACAAUUACUUUAGCCUCAAUAUUAGUUAAUUCAUUGCCAGUAUCAGUCAUUUCAUUGAGGCUGGCAGUAGCAAAAUCAUUGAUUGAAGAAAAUUGAGACUUAUCAGAUUUUACUUCAAUUUUCUCUAUUAUUGAUACAUCCACUUCUAGGCCCAAGCUGCCGACUGUAUCAGAAGGAAGCAGAUGGAAGGCAGGUAUCUCUUCAUAUUCCCUAAACCACAAGGGGCUUGUUAACAUCUGUUUUUUCACAAAUUUCGCCGCUCUGUAACAA
Molecule: messenger RNA, 6227 nt
Organism: Amyelois transitella
Lineage: Eukaryota; Metazoa; Arthropoda; Insecta; Lepidoptera; Pyralidae
Exons: 2
Coding region: 570-3677 (1035 amino acids)
Source: RefSeq, a predicted model, not a curated record